UGACCCUGCUGCUGAGCUUCUCCUGCCAGCACCCCGUGCUGCACAUGUGCCCGCUGGGCUCCACGCUGGGCACCGCCAUCCAGGACCCCAACAGCGCCACCUACAGCAUCCUCCUGUACGACCUGCUGGCCCAGACCCUCCAGGAGCACAGCCCCGAGGACGACCCCCUGGACGAGAUCACGGGCCUGUGCUGCUGCCCCAUGCUGAAAUUCUUUGCGUCCGCCAGCAGGGACGGGUCGGUGAAGAUCUGGACCGCCCAGAACCAGCUGCUCCG
Molecule: messenger RNA, 274 nt
Organism: Pelodiscus sinensis (Chinese soft-shelled turtle)
Lineage: Eukaryota; Metazoa; Chordata; Testudines; Trionychidae
Source: RefSeq, a predicted model, not a curated record